Messenger RNA from Colletes gigas, 1123 nucleotides. RefSeq names its product protein spaetzle 5 (gene spz5). The coding region runs from base 91 to 1107 and encodes 338 amino acids. Gene Ontology annotation, cellular component: extracellular region. Lineage: Eukaryota; Metazoa; Arthropoda; Insecta; Hymenoptera; Colletidae. Gene Ontology annotation, biological process: central nervous system formation; innate immune response; regulation of Toll signaling pathway. The transcript has 7 exons. Gene Ontology annotation, molecular function: growth factor activity; Toll binding. The record is from RefSeq and is a predicted model, not a curated record.
AAGAAGCGGUAACCGCGGGAAAUUCGAUCGCCUCGAGGAGGUGUCUUCGAGCGAAAUUCGUCGACGCUCUGUGUGCAUCUUGGAUCGAAUAUGAGGCGAUUUUUAGAUCUGUUGAUCAUUUUGUGUUUGGUGAACGCUCACGGUGAGCCUUGUCUCGAAUACGGAUGUCCUGGACGACCCCGCUACGAACCUUUUGUUCCUGCACCUCCGGGGCACACACCUAAUUGCGCAAAACCUGGACAAACGUUCUGUGAAAGUCUCGAUCACUAUCCUAGGCAGUUGAUUAAAUUUCUCGUGGACAAAUGCAGCUUCGACUUCACCUCUGUGCUGCGAGACGAGUCCAAAGACGAUUUCAACAUUUAUAGGUCAAUCCCGGAUUACCCAGAAGGGUAUGAUUACCCUCCACAGGGGGAAACGCAAUUACACUCGCAAGGGUUACCAUUUCUGCCACCUCAAUAUCCUCUGAGAGGGCAGCCGACUUUAAUUUAUGGAACUCCGUCCAACGACACUCGCCAGAAUGGUUACAGAUACACUACGCCCGGUCAAUCGCAGAGAAAUCCGUUUCUGAUCGAGGGAAUGCCGAGCGUCAAGUAUCAUUCCAGUAGCCAACGAUCUAUCGAUCGUCCCUUCUAUCCUCAAACGCAAUCGUUGAACUUCGAACAGGGUCAAACAUGGUGGGCAAACAGAUACGCGCGGAACAGUAAAGCUGCGCCUCUCACUGUUUACGAAAAUCCAUUACUGAGGUACGCCAAGUCGGGCAAGACGCGUCAGAAGAGACAGUCUAAUAAUCUCGACACGAUCACGCUUUGUCCGACGGAGGCGCAGUAUAUUACUCCCAGGGCAGCUCUGAACAACGAAGGGAACUGGAUGUACGUGGUGAACCUGCAGGAUCAGAACGAGAAGUACUCCCAAGUCGUGAAGAGCGAGAGAUGCACGACAAACGUCUGCAACGGUAUCUGCUCCGUUCCAGCCGGAUACACCAGCAGAUGUCAGCAACAAUACGUUCAGAAGAGGUUAGUGGCGCUACGAGGAAGCGGAAAUCAAUUGUACACCGACGUAUUUUGGUUCCCACACGGCUGUACCUGUCAGAUUAUGCUGAAUUACUGAGAACGCGCUGAAUUAA